CAUAUUCCUAAAUCACUUUACAGUCUGUGGUAAUGAGGAAGAAAAAGGACUUUGCUCACAUCUUGUGCAAGUCUUGUGAUGCUGCGGAUCUGCUUCUGAUCGUCACACGAGAGCAGACGCUGACUGACAUCUGUGAGGUCAUACAGUUAUUUGCAAACCCUGCUCUGCCCGUGACGUGAUUUGCCACUUUGCCAUGGAAUGGAAGAGUAACCUGCGGCGCACCCAGUCACUGAAGAGCGUCGCCUCGUCAUGUGACAAGCCCACCUGGACGGAGGCAGGACUGUGGGACAAGAAAGCAUCUGUGUCCUCACUAGUCGCAAGGUAUCAAACUACAGCGGAAGUGAGCGCAUCGAUUCCAUCAACCCCGGUCAAUAAUGGUGAAGUGAAGCCAAAGCAAGUGUUGAAAGAGAUAUCACCAUCUCUUGCGGAGGUUAAAGAGACUCGUCUGGUGUCUCUGAUGAGGAGAAAUGACGAGAGGGAAGGGUCUCGAGCCGAAACCGGUUUAACGCGCAGUAAGUCGAUGGGGAGCCUUCACAGCACCGCCGGCUCCAUAGGGGCCCUGAAGGCUCUGUUCGAGUCAAAGGCUAGCGCACGAGACAAGGUGAGGAACGGCUUCAGAGCGGCGGACUUCACGUCGCCUUACAAGGCGGCAGACUUCAGGCCGGUGAUGAAUGGGGAGAGCGAGGAGGUGAAGAAGUCUGCAGAGGACCAGACAAAACCUACAGCUGAUGCGCUGGUAAAGGAAACUGAUGCAAAAGAGGAUCGAGUGACUCGAAAGGUGGUGAAUCAGACCCAGAGAGAGAGGAGAAAAACAAUAGGGGGUAUUGAUUUCGAGGAACUUGCAGCCUUUCAAGCUGAUGAAAAGAGGAGGUCGAUUGCAGACUUCAGAGACAGCUCCUUCGUCCAAACCAAGGAGAAACUGUGUGUCUCGGUCAAAGCUAUGUCUGCCCUCUAUCUGUCAAAGGCCGCACCUCAGGAGCAAACACGCAGUCUUUUCAGAGCGGCACAAGAUCAGUCAUCUGAACCUGGUAAAAGAGUUAAACUAACCAAGAUGGCCGAAGACUCCCAACAAAGGAAAGAUGACCUUCCUCCUCCUCGUUUAGCCGGACAUCAGUCAGGACCAGAAGACAUCUCUGGUGCACAUUUCCAACAAUCCAUGCCUGCCCAGCUUUCCAAAGAAGAGUUAUACCAGCAGCGGCAGAAAUGUGAGCUGAGAAGACUCCUGAAGCACACCCACCCAGAGCUGAAGAUGCUGGAUGAAGUUGUGGACGAGGAGCUCGCUGAGGUUUUGAGCUCAGAGACUGGGGUGACAGCUGGUGAAACUGGAUACGAGGGAGAGGUCCUCUCAAGACGCUUGAUAUUUGAGAACUGUGCCUUGAGUAACAAAAUUUCUCAUUACACCCCCAAGAUUCACAUGGCAGAUGGAGCAGCGGAUGGAGGUGAUGUCAGUAAAACGUCAGCAGUGUUUGAGGAGCAAGGGCAGAGGCCAUGUAAUGAAAGCGUUAAAGGAUUUGCGGAGGAUGACAAAACCCUUGGUUCUAGUCCAGAACCGAACAGAGAGUGUGAUGAGGAGAUGAUAAGAAUAGAUGUCCAUGCUACCAGGAGGGUAUUUGAGAGUCAGUCUCUGAAAACAUCAAGGUCAAAUCCAGAUAAUAAGUUGCAAGGGAAAGUUUCUAUUUGCGGAGAUGAGACAGGGUCAGUCCAAAAACGAAAACACGAGUUGGAAAUGAGUAGCAAAGAAAGUCAACACAGUGAAAAUAAAAGCAACGCAUGCAACAAAAGUCUUGGUUUGACAGAUCGGCCCCAUGAACAAGGUCCAUGUGUUCAUAUUGUUGGGCAAAGCACUCAAAGUAAGUUUCCUGGCGGGGAAGAGGUUUUUUCUGGUGAAGCAGCCUUUGAGGACAACCCUACAAGUCUUUCAGGUGCAGAAGAAUCCGGGGAAAUUAUUAAAACAAGUGCAGCUCUUCUCAAAAACAACCCGUUCAUCACAACAAACGUAGAAAGAGAAAAUUCCUGUGUUCAUGCAUCAAAAUCCCAGAUCCCAGCUAGUCCCAGUGGGGCUGCUGAGGACUGUCUAAUAACUAAUGUCAAAAACAGAGCCUAUCUGUUUGAAUCAAUGCCAUUUGACAAAAUUAGGCAUCAGAACAAGGAUGAAAUUGAGACGUUGGUAGAGAACAUCAAGGAAACACUGAAUACCCUUUAUCGCGUUAAUGCUGUACAUUCAGAUGGCUCGAUCAUCGAAGUGAACGAGACAAUGAUUGCUAAAAGGGCUAAAUUCACACUAUCAGAGAGUGGGCCUGAGAUCAAAUAUGAUGAGGUGGCUGAAGGCGGUGCACAAAACUUCAUAGUCCAGUUGCUACCACGGGCCCACCUAAAGCCUCAGAUCACUUACAUAAAGGAGGAUAGUAAAGGAAUUAUGGAGGCCACAGUGGUGAAUGUACCUGUGCACCAGCGUCAGUUCACUACCAGCCAAGACAUAGAGGUCAAAACUGCCAAUGUGGUUCAGCUUGUUGAGGAUAUUCUCAAUCAAGAUAACUCUCUGAGGAAAGGAGUGAUCAUUCAGGAGGAUGCCAACAAAUGCGCUGAAGUCAUUGUUUACUCCCUCUACAACUAUUUUGAUGAGGAAGAUGUGAAAGGUUACAGUGCUCCACAAGGGCAUGCUGUGGAGUAUGAUGAACCAGAAACAGAGAAAAUUGAUAUUACUAAAACAGAAAAUCAAGGACUAAGAAAAGGCAUUAUCGAAUCAACCAUAAACUGCCUUCUAGAAACUUCUCAAGACCAAACCUGCACAGGAUCAAUCAGGCCUGAAGUCACAGUAAAAGGGAAUGUGAAACUGUUCAGAAGCUGUAUUGAAAAGGGAGAUCUGGAAUAUUUGAAAACUCUUCAGGCUGAGCCAACAGUGGAAGAAGAAGAAGUCACUCCGAGCCAAACUGUGGCUGAACAAAGCACAAAGCUUGAUCAGGAACUGAGAGGAGAUCAAUCAGAGGAAAGUUCAGAGUGGAUACCAGUGGAUGUAAAGAGACUGAAAAGCAUGUUCUCUGGAGAACAAAGACAAAACCAAGAAAAGCAAAAUAUUCAUAAAAACCGUGCCCAAUCUACCACCAUUUCUCAUGCAUUUACAGGUCAAACUGUGCCACUUGGAAAGACCCAGUCCUCUAAAGAAUGCAACAUUGGGGUAUUCGACCAUGGGAAAAGUAAAAAUACCUUUUUGGAGUGUGGGGGCCGAGCACAAGAGAAAGUGUGUAACUUCACAACUGAACCACAAGAGUGUUUUCAACAUCUUGAGACACAGGAUGAUGACAGGGUCCACCAGGCUGAAUUAGUUCAGGCGGUAGAUGACAGUGACGAAAUCUCAAACCUCCAAACUGCAAUCCACAGCCUCCAACAGGCCACAAUCGAGGCCAAAUCAUUGUAUGACUCAUCACAAAUCAAGAAUCAAUAUUCCCAGGAACCUGUUGUUUCGGUUACAGCAUGUGAUGUCAAACACUCAAGAACAGAAGCAGGAUCACAUCAAGAAAAUGAGGACCAAAAAGUGGACUCAUGCACUGAGCCAAGGUGGGAUCAAGUUCCAUCCAACGUCACAUCCGGAUAUAAAUCAGACCGCCAAUAUGAAAAUACAGAGACAUGCCAUGCAGACAUUAAUUCUAACAAACUGCAAACUACUGAGACAUGCAUCAAAAAGGAUCAAAAAGACAUGGAUGUGGUCCAGAAACACUGUGAGGCUGUGGUUGAUAAUUUAGAAACAUCACCUGCACAACAAGAGGAAGAGGAAGUUGUUUUUCAAGGUAAACUUCAGGCAGCUUUGGACUCCUUGGGGAGAUCCAACAUUAAUGUCACAAGGGGAGAUUUCAAAGCAGCUAUGAUAUAUAGAAACUCUUCCAAAAAUCCCAAAGAAAGAUCACAAAAUGUGGAUGUGGCAGCUGUUCUAAACCCCAUUAUUGAUGAGUGUUGUCCUUUGACUGAAUCUAAAUCAACUCAAGUGCCAUUGAGACAAGAGAUCUCCAAGGAAGAGGUGACUGCAGCAAAUGCAAAGCCUCAGAGCCAAAGUGAAACCCUAAAUAAACCAGCUACAAGUAUUGUACCAGAGAAAAGCAAAAGGCCUGUUGGACCAAAGCCCACCCUCCCACCUAAACCGGAGCAUCUGAAAGCAAAACAAAGAGAUAAUCAAUCAACCAACACAAAGAAUCCUGAGGCAACCCAAACAAAAAAUAUAAGACCUGAAAUGAAAAAGCAAUCCAAAGAAGAAACUGUUGCUCAACCCCUGAUAACAUCAGUGUCGUGUAAGGAUGAACAUAUGAAAGACCUGCCCAAAACGAACAGUGCUGCAGACUCAGGGUCAUAUUCAGUAGAUCAUAAAGGUGAAAUUAUUCAGGUGUCUCAGAAAAUUCAAAUAAGAGAUCAAGUACAAGGCUCAAUCGAUAACACAGACAAGAAUAGUUUUAAUCGUCCAGAGGAGAAAAAUCCCACAGCAAGAGCGGAAAAACCCCUGGAAAAACCCCCCGUCAGCGAGAAUAUGAAUGAAACAGAUGAAAGUCAUGUAGAUUUUCAUGAAGCAUGCCAGAAAUUUGGAGGUAAAAAGGCAUUUUCAGUGAAGAAUGCCCCUGUAAAACCAAAGAGAGUAAAAAUUGCCCAGCCUGACAACAAAAACCCACAAGAUACAUCUGGAGAUAAUAAUUCCACUAUUCUCGUACAUGCAGAUUCAAAACUGCAACAGACCAUAACUGGUCCAUCCUACAAUGGUGCAAACACCAGUGGAGAAACUGCUGACAGCAAAGACAACCACAAGAGAGAAACGAUACAAGAAAGCAAAGUUGAGAUGAGGGGAAAAAAAGGACGAACCGAGACAGAGGACGAGCGCCGACAGCGGCUGUCAGUUCACAUGGAUGAGAUCAUGAGGGGGAACAUAACAGCAGCCAUGGAAAUUUUUGACAACUUGCGAAAACAGGAGGAACUGCAGAGCAUUCUCGGUCGAGUUGAGGAAAUUGAACAGGACACAAGCGAGGUUGAUGUGAGGUCUCUGAGGGGAGUAUUUGAGAACGUCCCUGACUGGGUUGUCAGCUCCAACAAAAUGAAACAAAAAAAGGUAGAAGUGGAACACAGAGAGGAAAAGUCACAUUUGAAGGAUCACCCUGAAAGUAAGUCCUCAAUGGCGCAUGUUUUUGGAGAUCUUGAGAGAGCCAGUGAGGAAAUCAUGAAUCUAAAAGAGCAGACAUUGGCCAGACUUAUGGACAUAGAGGAAACCAUAAAGAAGGCUCUUUAUUCUGUCUCUACAUUGAAAUCUGACUCAGAUAUUGUUGGUUUAUCAUGCCUGUUCAAAGAGUCCUUAGGGGCGGCGCAAGGAUCCCCAUCCUCUGGUAAUAUUAGCAAAAUUAGCAUCGGGUCAAGCAGAACAAAAUCACUGCAGACACAGGAAAGUGCUACCAUAACGGGAAACACAACUCUCCAAUCUGGGCAAGGUGCAAGCGAUGAAGUAUCCUCUGCAAAACAACGAGCAAGUCCCACAUCUUCACCUGCCUUCAUCUCCAUACAGUCAGCUGCUAGAAAGACGGAUAAAAUAGAUGUGGCGCCACCAGAGACCACAAUCUGUCCAACAUGUCAGCAAAGCCCAAAGACGGAGGAGAAAUUCCGGACAACAAAGACCCUGACAUGCAACAGCCCUGCUCAAAACAGAAAGAGGGACCCCAGAAAAGGAGGUCAAAAACAAUCCACUUGCAGUCCACUUAACCCUCAACGAGAGCUCAGUGUACUUGAGGUUCAGACUGACCGUGACGGAAACAGUAUUAAAGGAACCAAAACAGUCACAGAGAACUAUGAGCGGACCGAUAACUUUGGUAAUCGGUUUUACUCAUCCAAAACCUCCACUGUUGUCACUACUCAGCCAGAGACAACAACAUCAUCCACAUGUCAGGCAGUGGUCAGCCCGGCUACAUGUCAGGUCACAACAUACCCAGAAGUUCGGCUGCCGAUCAAUCAGAAACCUUAGAUCAAUCACAGACAGGAUGCAGUUAGUCACUGUAUAGGGCAAUGUUUUUCAUAUUCUUUAUGGCAAAGUUGUCAUGUAAAUAAUUUUAUUGGCUAAGAUAUUAAUUACGUUGUUUAUCAUUGCUGGUUUCUUUAUUUGUAAGAGGUUGUCAUUGAUUUGAGAUAUUAUUUAUGUUUGAGGAUUUUUUUUUCAGCUUAUAUUCUUAAAAAAGGGUUUUUGACUUAUAAUUGAAAUUAAAUACACAUUUUUGGUUUUAAUUCA
Molecule: messenger RNA, 6244 nt
Organism: Seriola aureovittata
Lineage: Eukaryota; Metazoa; Chordata; Actinopteri; Carangiformes; Carangidae
Product: xin actin-binding repeat-containing protein 1
Exons: 8
Coding region: 194-5983 (1929 amino acids)
Biological process (GO): actin filament bundle assembly; actin cytoskeleton organization
Cellular component (GO): focal adhesion; actin cytoskeleton; plasma membrane
Molecular function (GO): actin filament binding
Source: RefSeq, a predicted model, not a curated record